Molecule: messenger RNA, 873 nt
Organism: Penaeus vannamei (Pacific white shrimp)
Lineage: Eukaryota; Metazoa; Arthropoda; Malacostraca; Decapoda; Penaeidae
Source: RefSeq, a predicted model, not a curated record
AUGCACGCGGCCUGGAAGAUCUUGUGGAUUUUUACUUUGGUGCCAAGUUCAUCUGCCCGAGUGCCAGUGCCACGGGAAGGAAGGAUGGACAAAACGACACUUCAGGCGAUCAACGCAGUGCUGAAACCUGAAUCACGUGAUUUCUGUUCCUUCCUUCUAUUCGAAGAUCCCUUUACUGCCUCUGACUUCUCUUUGGAUGUGUCGCUUCUGUCCAAACAAUGGAGCGUAGAAAGGUUUGAAGUGACGGCUGAUAAUGAUAAUAUAACUCUGGAUAUGUCCUGGCCAAUUGCUGAAGCUCGAAAGGUGCGUAAUUCAUCGUACUGUACUAGAGUGGUCGUCCUGAGCGACGACCCCGCCUUCCUGGCCUCCUUCGCCGAGUCGUCGCUCCGGGGCCGCCUCCUGGUGUGGGCCACGAGGCUCCUGGUCGUCACCCGCCUGCCCCUUCAGGAGCUCCGCCGCCUCCUCGCUCUCUCCUGGACCUUCUCCAUGAUGAACGCCAUGGCGCUCCGUAUGGAGGACUCAUCAGGAUACCAAAGCUGUGGUGUGUACGCCCAUUUACCGUACAGUCCAGCUGGAGCGCAGGUGGUUCGCGUGGCUUCCUGGUCUGCUUGGAGAGGCUUGACUCUUGUCGGCGGACACAAGCUUUUCCCGCAAAAGUUCACGAACUUCCACGGUGCCACAGUGAACGUCACAGCUCUACCUUUCCGACCUUACUGGACCGAGAAGACGGAAGUGGCACCCAAUGGCACCGCUGUCACGACGUACACGGGAUCGGACGCCCUCAUGAUGCACGCCAUGGCACAGGCGCUCAACUUCACAUUCCACGUUCUUCCUUCUAAGGAUUGGAACGAGGUCGGGUUUCGAGUCAGAUGA